Messenger RNA from Prunus armeniaca (apricot), 3054 nucleotides. The record is from the annotation of a GenBank genome assembly. NCBI's taxonomy places the organism in Eukaryota, Viridiplantae, Streptophyta, Magnoliopsida, Rosales, Rosaceae.
AUGGCGUGCAGGACCUACUCCUUCCAUCUGUCUACAAUUGUGAGACGAAGAAGGAAUAAGUUGGAAGGGUUACAUAAUGAUUUUGGGGAUUGGAUUACUGAGAAACAGAGCAUGAAACAUAUUAUUGUUAAGUAUUUUCAAGGGUUGUUUAGUGCUUCUGAUAUGGUGGGUGACUAUGCUUUGCUUCCUCAGUUGUUUCCUAGUCUUGAAGGGGAUGAGCUUGAAGGUCUAAGUUGUCCUGUUUCUAUUGAAGAGAUCAAGAAUAGUGUGUUUGUUAUUGGUAGAUUUAAGACCCCAGGACCUGAUGGUUUCCCAGCUCUGUUCUACCAGGAUUAUUGGGGGGUUUGCUCUGAUGAUAUCAUCUCCUUUGUACAGGAUUGCUUUAAUACUGCCUCCCUUCCGGAUCAUUUAAAUGAGACUCUAAUUUCUUUGGUGCCUAAAGUGGAGAGGCCUAUGUGUAUGAAUCAGCUUAGGCCUAUUAGUCUUUGCAAUACUCUUUAUAAAGUGCUCUCUAAAAUCCUGGUGGCUAGGCUUAGGCCGUGUAUGACUAAGCUUGUUAGCCCUAGUCAAGUUAGUUUUGUCCCAGGAAGACAAAUUACAGAUAACAUUAUUGUUGCUCAAGAAGUGCUCCACAAAUUUAAAUCUGCCAAAGGGAAGAAGGGUUUUAUAGCUUGGAAAAUUGAUUUAUCCAAAGCUUGUGAUCGUAUGCAAUGGCCUUUUAUUAGGGAGGUGCUUUGGGAAGCAGGCAUUAAAGGAAGCAUUUUGGAGUUGCUCAUGCAGUGUAUCACUUCGGUGCAGUACAAGGCCAUUCUUAAUGGGGAGCUAACUGACUCGUUCUCUCCUCAGUGUGGUAUUAGGCAGGGGGACCCUCUCUCCCCUUAUAUCUUUGUAUUGUGUAUGGAAAAACUCUCUCAUCUCAUUCAGCAAAAGAUUCAACAUAGAGCUUGGAAAUCUGUUCAGAUUUGUCAAGGAGGUCCUCAUAUUUCCCAUUUAUUCUUUGCUGAUGAUUUAAUCCUUUUUGGGGAAGCUACUAUUGAUCAAGCUUGGUUGAUGAAACAGUGUUUGGAUGAUUUUUGUCAGUUGUCUGGUCAGCGAGUUAGCUUUGAAAAGUCUAUGAUAUUUGUCUCCCCAAAUACAAACUCUGAGUUGGCUAAUGCAAUUGCUGCAAUUAGUGGUUCUCCUCUUACUGCUAGCCUUGGUAAGUACCUUGGUGUCCCUCUUAUUCAUACUAGAGUGAAUAAACAAACGUAUCAAGAGGUUAUUGCUAAAGUUCAGAUGAGAUUAGCUUCUUGGAAGAGCCAUACGUUAUCUAUGGCAGGUAGAAUUACUUUGCUUCAAUCUGUUACUGCUGCAAUUCCUAUCUAUACUAUGCAAACUGCCAAGUUGCCUAUGUCUGUUUGUGAUAAAUUGGACCAGCUCAAUAGAAAUUUUCUCUGGGGGCAUACCAGUAAUACUUCUAAAAUCCACCUUGUCAAUUGGGAGCAAGUGUGUAAACCUAAGAUUGCUAGUGGAUUAGGCAUCAAAAGAUCUUCUUGGAUGAACCAAGCUCUUUUGGCUAAAACUGGAUGGAGACUUCUUCAACAUGAGCAAGGUUUGUGGUCUCAGGUCUUCCAUGCUAAGUAUUUAAAACAGCAGAACAUUUUAGCUGUGAAGGACUCUUAUUUUCCUUGUAGCUCUAGUGUCUGGAGGGGUGUGUUAUAUGGUAAUUCUGCCCUUUCCAAAGGUAUUAAGUGGAGAGUAGGUUCCGGGGAUAAUGUCUUAUUUUGGACUGAUAGGUGGUUGAGUUGUGGGCCUUUGUAUCAAUAUGCUAUCAUUGAUCUCUCUGAGGAAAUGCUUAAGUUGAAUGUUGGUGAUUUUUUGGAGGAGGGGGUCUGGGACGUUAACUGUUUAAGGGAAUGUCUUCCUCUUCAUAUUAUUCAUUUAAUUUUAAGUGUGCAUGCUGGUUUUAAUGGCAGUGGGACUGAUAGAUAUAUUUGGCAGUUUACGCCUAAUGGUUCUUUCUCGGUAAAUUCAGCUUAUAGCUCUUUGUUUCCUGCUGAGGCUUCAGUUAAAUGGGACUGGCAAUUUCUUUGGAGGUUGCGGCUCCCUCCUAAGGUUAAAACUUUUCUUUGGAUUGUUUGUCACCAAAAGUUGCUUACUAAUGUGCAAAGGCAGAAGAGAGGCCUCACUCAGGUUCCUACUUGCCCUAGAUGUGAUUAUCCUAUGGAAACUAUUGCUCACCUGUUUAAGGAUUGUCCUUUCUCUUUGGCUAUUUGGAAUUGUCUUCAAAUUGGAGAUAAUUCUAGCCCUGACUUGAUGGAGUUUAAAGAGUGGCUAUUAAGGAAUCUGCAGUCUAAAAGAAUGGUUUAUAAUGGGUUGCCUUGGCCUCUGGUCUUUGCGCUUUAUUUGUGGUUUAUCUGGAAAUGGAGAUGUAAAGGAAUUUUCGAUCAAAGGUUUGUUAUGUCUGCUGACCCACAACAAUUAAUUCUUCAGUAUGCUUGGGAGUGGUUUAAUGCUAACAAACCUCCUUCCCCUUCUUAUAUGCCAUCUGUUGUUCAACUUCAUUGGAUAGCCCCUACUCAUGGAGUUUGUAAGAUUAACACAGAUGGAAGUCGUAAUAGUGAUUCUGGGUCUAUUGGUGCUGGUGGUCUCUUAAGAGAUAAUUAUGGUGCUUGGAUUAAGGGCUUCUCUGUGAACUUGGGUGUUGGCUCUGUUCUUGAAGCUGAGUUGUGGGGCAUUUUUUGGGGGCUUCAUUUGGCUUGGGAGUCUGGCUUUCGUUUUGUGGAGGUGGAAAGUGACUCAUGUGUGGCUGUGGCUCUCCUUUCAAGCUCUACUAUUUCCACUCACCCCCUGUUUAGCCUUAUUAGUUGUUGCAAGUUAAAGGUGCAAGCUGGUUGGAAAUGUUCAGUUAAGCAUAUUUUCAGAGAGCAGAAUGUGGCAGCUGAUGUCUUGGCUUCUAAGAGUUCUGUGUUUGGCUCUGGGGUGCUUUAUUUUACUGAGGUGCCUGAUUUUCUUGUGACUUGUUUGGCUGAGGAUGCUAUUGGGGUGUCCAGAUCCCGUGUGGUUGGUGCUUAG